Mercenaria mercenaria is the source of this 6481-nucleotide messenger RNA. RefSeq names its product sideroflexin-5-like. Gene Ontology annotation, biological process: mitochondrial transmembrane transport; monoatomic ion transport. Bases 614 to 1585 code for a protein of 323 amino acids. Lineage: Eukaryota; Metazoa; Mollusca; Bivalvia; Venerida; Veneridae. The record is from RefSeq and is a predicted model, not a curated record. Gene Ontology annotation, cellular component: mitochondrial inner membrane. Gene Ontology annotation, molecular function: monoatomic ion transmembrane transporter activity. The transcript has 12 exons.
ACAGUUCAGACAGGGAGUGACCAAAAUGUUCUUACACGAUAUAAAGUGAAGAAUGCUGUUUUUAAUCUCUUUUAACUGUGUAUACUCUUCUUUUUAAUAACACUGUCAUCUUGAUUUUUCAACACUUUACAAAAUACAUUAAUUAGUAUUGCUUUUACCCUCCUGUACAUUUCUUCUUUUACAUUUCUCGCACAGACACACACGAGCAUGUAAUACUCGGAAAGAGGACGUGGCAGUUAUCUGUAUUAUAACAUCUUGCAUCUGAGGCAUAUAGUGAUUGUCCUGUCCGUCCGUCCAUUCAUCCGUCCGUCCAUCUGUCCGUACGAGGUUAACCAAAUGGGAUUGUUUAGUCUAGCAUCAAUACCGCUUACAAGAAUGAAUUGAUACUAAUAAAGAUUUAACCUGUGACCAUUCCUCAUCUUCAAACAUCACCUGACCUCAGUUUGACCUUGACCUCAUUUUAGCCUUAGAGUUACCUGAACCAUAAGGUGCAAAAUCUAUCGACAAGGAUGCUACCGGGGGCAUCAAGCGUUUAUUGAACGCAGCUCCUUGAUUUUUCGUGGUUUUAAUUAUAUUGCAUGUGACUCACUGGAGACAUCCCAACUUUUUCUGAAUGCCAAGUGGGAGAUUUGCUUUCAAAAGUCGGAGAUUGAGGAUUCCCCAGACCAAGUUUUCGGGACGUCUGCGUCACUUACUUGACAUAACAGAUCCAAGAACACUAUUUACUUCAAAAGCACAGUUGAAAGAGUGUGUAACUUUGUUAGAUGACUUUAAAAAUGAACGUGUCCCAGAAGGAACCACAGACAAACAGUUAUGGGAGGCACAAAAAGUCAAACAGAGCAUUAUUCAUCCAGAUACUGGAAAACAAAUCUUCAUGCCUUUCAGAAUGUCAGGUUAUGUUCCAUUUGGUACACCUAUUGUUGUUGGAAUGUUACUACCUAAUCUGACAUUUAACCAGAUGAUAUUCUGGCAGUGGUUGAAUCAGAGUCAUAAUGCAUGUUUCAACUAUUCUAACAGAAAUGCUACUAAGCCAACACCAACCAGUAAGUUUGUGAUGGGUUAUCUAGGGGCAGUAACUAGUGCAAUCUCUAUAGCUGUUGGAUUGAGUAAAUUGAUAAAGAAAGCUAACAAGUUUAGUCCAGCAACCAAAAUGUUCAUACAACGAUUUGUGCCUUUUCCUGCUGUAGCAUCUGCCAAUGUCUGUAAUGUUUUGUUGAUGCGGAACAAUGAACUAACAGAGGGUAUAGAAGUUAUGGAUAAAAACUAUAAUGUUGUUGGAACCUCAAAAGUAGCUGCAAAAAAGGCUGUGUUGUCAACUGCAGGAACGAGGAUUGUCCUCCCAGCUCCCAUACUGAUCAUUCCACCUAUAGUCAUGUCUUUACUAGAAAAGACAAGAUUUUUACAGAGAAACCCAAGAUAUCAUAUAGUAUUCAAUGCAAUAGCUUGCACAUUAUCAUUUGGGUUUGCUUUGCCAGCAACUAUAGCAUUGUUUCCCCAGUAUGCUAAGAUUGCAAGAAAAGAUCUAGAACCUGAGAUACAGGCAGCCACAACGGAGGACAUUCUCAUCUUCAACAAGGGGCUGUAACUCCAUUCAGAAAAUAUCGCUUCAGAAGAGGGAUGUAACUCUUACAGAAUGUCCAUCAGGCGUUGUCAGCCUUGACACAUUUAAAACAUUCCAUCCCACAUGUAUCUACCCCGAACUUAGAAUUCAGAAAGAUGUGUGCCCAAUUGGUUGUUGAAUGCUCCCUUAGCACUGAAAUUCUUUGUACAAAAAAGUCAUAGUUUUUAUAGUAAAAUAUUUAAUAGGUACACAAGAUGUAGAGGUUAUUGUAACAGUAUAAUCACAGAGUAUUAAUAGUUUAUAUUGAUAGUUAUUAAGGCAUCAGAAUGAGUUUAUGUAGCCUAGUUGCUAUAACAGUAUUUUGUGUGAACAUUUCGGGAUUUUUUAUUUCUAAACUAUUGUAACUGGUGCAAAAUGGAGGAAUAAUGUUAAUUUAUCUCAUCAGUGCAUUCCUGCAAUUCUGCUUUACCCCAUACUAGCAAAUCAGGUGAGGGUUGCACCGAUUUUCUCACAACUAUGUGCAUCAGAUUAUAAGAUUUUUCUACGAAAUUUAAAAUUUGAGUAUGAAAAAUUUUAAAGCGAAAUAUUUAUUUUGUCAAUAUUCUCUGUUUGAAAUAACCUUGUAAGUAUGAAUGUAUUUGAUAAACUAAGUUUUUAUAGGAUAUUAGCAAGUGCGCUGUGAUUUUGAUAGUAAUAGUUUUAUAUCAAACAACAUUUAAUAUUUUUGUACAGGAAGAUGUCCGAGUAAGUCAGUUUUGACAGAAAAAAAACUAUACUUAUAUUACAUACUGUACACAGAGUUUAAAUACUGUAAAUAUUGAAAUGUUAUAUAUUGCUGUGAUAGAGUCACAACUUUUUCUGUGUUUUUAGCUCACCUGAGCAAUGCUCAGGUGAGUUUUUCUGAUCGCUCGAUGUCCGGCGUCCGUCGUCCGUCGUCUGUCGUCUGUCGUCCGUCCUCUGUCAACAUUUAGCUUGUGUAUGCGAUAGAGGCUGUAUUUUUCAAUUAAUCUUCAUGAAUAUUGGUCAGAAUGAUAACCUUGAUGAAAUCUAGGCCGAGUUCGAAAAUGGGUCAUCUGGGGUCAAAAACUAGGUCACUAGGUCAAAUCAAAGAAAAACCUUGUGUAUGCGAUAGAGGCUGUAUUUUUCAUUUAAUCUUCAUGAAUAUUGGUCAGAAUGAUAACUUUGAUGAAAUCUAGGCCGAGUUCGAAAAUGGGUCAUCUCGGGUCAAAAACUAGGUCACUAGGUCAAAUCAAAGAAAAACCUUGUGUAUGCGAUAGAGGUGGUAUUUUUCAAUUAAUCUUCAUGAAUAUUGGUCAGAAUGAUAACCUUGAUGAAAUCUAAGCCGAGUUCGAAAAUGGGUCAUCUCGGGUCAAAAACUAGGUCACUAGGUCAAAUCAAAGAAAAACCUUGUGUAUGCGAUAGAGGCUGUAUUUUUCAAUUCUUCUUCAUGAAUAUUGGUCAGAAUGAUAGCCUUGAUGAAAUCUAGGCCGAGUUCGAAAAUGGGUCAUCUCGGGUCAAAAACUAGGUCACUAGGUCAAAUCAAAGAAAAACCUUGUGUUUGCGAUAGAGGCUGUAUUUUUCAAUUUAUCUUCAUGAAUUUUGGUCAGAAUGAUUGCCUUGAUGAAAUCUAGGCCGAGUUCGAAAAUGGGUCAUCUCGGGUCAAAAACUAGGUCACUAGGUCAAAUCAAAGAAAAACCUUGUGUAUGCAAUAGAGGCAGUAUUUUUCAAUUGAUCUUCAUGAAUUUUGGUCAGAAUGAUUACCUUGAUGAAAUCUAGGCCGAGUUCGAAAAUGGGUCAUCUGGGGUCAAAAACUAGGCCACUAGGUCAUAUCGCGUAAAAACCUUGUGUAUGCGAUAGAGGCUGUAUUUUUCAAUUGAUCUUCAUGAAUUUUGGUCAGAAUGAUUGCCUUGAUGAAAUUUAGACCAAGUUCGAAAAUGGGUCAUCUGGGGUCAAAAACUAGGUCACUAGGUCAAAUCAAAGAAAAACCUUGUGUAUGCAAUAGAGGCUGUAUUUUUCAACUGAUCUUCAUGAAAUUUAGCCAGAAUGAUUACCUUGAUAAAAUCUAGGCUGAUUUCGAAAAUGGGUCAUCUGGGGUCAAAAACAAGGUCACUAGGUCAAAUCGAAGAAAAACAUUGUGUAUGCAAUAGAGGAUGUAUUUUUCAAUUGAUCUUCAUGAAAUUUGGUCAGAGUGAUUGCCUUGAUGAAAACUAGGUCGGUAUUGAAUAUGGGUUAUCUGAGGUCAAAAACUAGGUCACUAGGUCAAAUUAAAGAAAAAUCUUGUGUAUGCGAUAGAGACUGUUUUUUUCAGUUGAUAUUUAUGAAAUUUGGUCAGGUUGAUUGCCUUAAUGAAAUCUAGGUCGAAUUUGAAUAUGGGUUAUCUGAGGUCAAAAACUAGGUCACUUGGUCAAAUCAAAGAAAAAACUUCUGUAUGUGAUAGAGGCUGUAUUUUUCAGUUGAUCUUCAUGAAUUUUGGUCAGAAUGAUUGCCUUGAUAAAAUCUAGGUCGAGUUUGAACAUGGGUCAUCUAGGGUCAAAAACUAGGUCAUAUCUAAGAAAAUGCUUGUUUUAUUGCAAGAGACCAAUUUUUUGGUCCAAUCUUAAUGAAAAUUGGUCAGAAUAUUUGUUUCCAUGAAAUCACUAGGUCAAACAUGUUUUACACUGUUAUGGAGUGUUUCUUAGGUGAGCGACCUAGGGCCAUCUUGGCCCUCUUGUUUUUAUUGAUAUUUGCUAGAUUUUAAAAUGAUGUAUUCUUGUAAUUAUACACUUUAUACAAGUUUUUCAAUGUGCAAUUUUGUAAACUGUUCAUUUUGUCCUGAUUUUGGAAGUUACAUGCUAAAAUGUUUCUUUAGCCUUUGUUCGAUUUUGCCAAAAUUUUGCCAUAUUUGAUAUAAAAUGCAUUCAUUAAAAAUUGAAAGCUUUCCUGUCAGUACAAAAAACUCAGAGGGCCAGUAAUUCGCAUUGGUAACAUUAUUAAAAUUUUGCGAUGAUUUUUAAUUUGAGAGGAUGAAAUUGCGCUCAAUAUGACAGAUGCCAUGUUUGUUAUGUGUAAUAUAUAUUUACCUAUUUAUUUUCAUGUAUUGGAAUGAAAUAUUUUACUGCUUUUGGUUAUGGUGUUGUUAAGAAAAUAUUUUAUUGUAAUUUGUUACUUUUUAAUGUUACAGUUUGAUAAAAAGUUUUUACCAGGUACUUGUAAGAUUUUUGGUGUAAAUGUUAUCAUUAAAGCUGCUGGCUCAAUUUUUCAGCAUAUUCAUUUUCCAACAAAGUUGGCAUGGAAUGUAUAUAUUACAUUGAAAAAUGUUAAAGUGAGUGAUAGUGAGUUUUAAUGAUUGGUAAAAAAGCAGGAAGAAUGUUGAUUUUCUCCCUUUUUUGAGAAGUGUUGCAGUGGUUUACUCCCUUUGCACAAUAUUUAUGAUUAUGUAUGAAGAUGUAUUGCAAAAAUCAUAUGUCAGUAAGUUUUUACCACUGGUCGUUUUCACUGUACCCAUGUUUAAUGGAACUUUGAGAGAGAAAAUAAUAAACUAAAAUAUGUGAAGGAGGUGCUUCAAGCUACACAAAUGUUUUGAAGUGUUUUAAUUUAGAUUCAUAAGUAAAGAACUCGAAUAAAAACUGUUGAUUUUAUAUGAGCCGUGCAAUGAGAAAACCAACAUAGUGGGUUUGCAACCAGCAUGGAUCCAGACCAGCCUGCGCAUCCGCGCAGUCUGGUCAGGAUCCAUGCUGUUCGCUAAUGGUUUCUCUAAUUGCAGUAGGCUUUAAAAGCGAACAGCAUGGGUCCUGACCAGACUGCGCAGAUGCGCAGGCUGGUCUGGAUCCAUGCUGGUCGCACACCCACUAUGUUGGUUUUCUCAUGGUGCGGCUCAUAUUGAAUAUUUUUACUAUUUCAAAUACAUCUUUGAUGUGAAGUUGAAACCUUCUUAGUAACAGGCUUUUUGUAUUGACUGUUUUACCAAAGGUUUGGGGUGAGCUGUUAUGAUGGUAUUGUUUUAAUAUAAUAAUAUACAUAUAAUAUAUGAUAAUUAAUCUUCACCAAGCUUGCUCUGUAGCAUUGUUUACUUUUGCAAGUCCGAUGAAGUGGUAUUGCUUGACCCCUUUGAGGUAGCUAAAACUAAAAAAAAAGAAUAACUUUUAAACAACUUUUUAUAAACGGUUUGAUGUUAUAUUUCAUGCUAUAUUUUGAAGGUCAAAUGGUCAAGAUCAGUUGAACCAUUAUAGGGUCAUCAGGAUCCUCUUGUUUCGAUGAUUGCUUUACAAAUUACCUAUAAAUAAGUGUAAAAUCGGAUAUAAAUGUUGAGAUUUUAACUCUUAGCCUGCUGGCGGCAAAUGAUUAUGCCUUUGCGACCAGUGCAGACCAAGAUCAGCCUGCACAUCCGUGCAGUCUGAUCAUGGUCUGCACUAUUCGCUAUUCAGUCAGUAAAUUUUCGGUGAAAACCCCUUUGAAUAAUAAGUGGUACUGUCCAAAUUGAAAGAUGGACCAGUCCAUUAUAGAAAUAUAGCAGGGUAAGGGUUAAAGACUUGUUUUAUUUGUAUAUGUAGUGAGCAAAAAAUUGCCAAAAUCAAAGAAAAUAUACAACGAUUUUUAUACAAAUGAGCCGUGCCAUGAGAAAACCAACACAGUGGCUUUGCGACCAGCAUGGAUCCAGACCAGCCUGCGCAUCCGCGCAGUCUGGUCAGGAUCCAUGCUGUUCGCUAACAGUUUCUCCAAUUCCAAUAGGCUUUAAAAGCGAACAGCAUGGAGCCUGACCAGACUGCGCGGAUGCGCAGGCUGGUCUGGAUCCAUGCUGGUCGCAAACCCACUAUGUUGGUUUUCUCAUGGCACGGCUCAAAUAUACUUCAUAUAUAUAGAUUGAAGAGUUGGUCACUGUAUUUGGAUUUUUGCACUAUUUGUGCUGGUGACAGAUAGCUUGAAAAUAAAUAAUUAAUAUAU